AUGAUUGAGACGGGGAGGGCCCGGGAGGACUCGCCCGGCCCCGGGGUCCCCUCGAGCCUGGGCGGCGCUCGUGACGGCCGCGCGUCCCGGCGCGGGGCUCCGCCAACGGCUGCAGCAGACGGUGUGGAGGGAGCGGCGGACAUGGCCUCGACCUCCAGGGCGGCCGAGCGUGAGGACGUGAGCCCCGGCGGGCUGCAGAAGGACGCCGCCUCCCCGGGGCCCGCGGCGGAGGCGGCGGCGACGGUCAGCCCGAAGGACGCCGCGUCCCCGCUGCGGGCGGUGGUGGUGUCCCCGCGGCCGGUGAAGGGGAGAGCGGGCCGGGAGGCGGCCCGGCGGCGGCUCCAGCUGCAGCGGGUCCGGGGCGAGGGCUCCGGGGAGGCGGCCGCCGAGGACGGGGAGCGGCACGUCGCCGAGGUGGCGGCCGAGGAGGCGCGGCCGCUGCCCCCCGGCUGCGCGAACCCCUUGCGGGCGAUGUGGCGCGAGCAGAGGGUGGCGCUGUUCUGCGACGGCGUGCUGCGCGGCUGCAAGGCAGAAGAUGCCGAUGAUGCUAUGAGCAAGUACCUAGCAGAACAGUUGAAGCUGAAGGACCGAUGGCUUGGGGUCUGGAAAGCUAAUCCUGAGCUGUUCUUUGAGAGAUAUGAAGACUCUUCCAUCCCUUUUGUUGGCAUACUAGUGGAGGUAACUUGUAAACCCCAUCAGAACUCUUCAUGUUUCAAAGUUACCGUUUCUGUUGCUGAGCCCUUUUCUUCCAACAUCACAAACAUUCCAAGGGACUUGGUUGAUGAGGUUUUGGAGGAAAUGGAGCACAGUGUUCCUCUCCUAGAAGUCUAUCCUAUUGAAGGACAAGUUGGAGAUGCACAGGCUAUUGCUCUGGCCUUGGAGGCUGUGAGAUUUUUUUAUGAUUUCCUUUGGAGAGACUGGGAUGAUGAGGAAAGCUGUGAGAACUAUACUGCCCUUAUUGAAGAAAGGAUUAACCUGUGGUGUGACAUACAGGAUGGAACAAUACCUGGUCCUAUCGCAGAGCGGUUUAACAGAACUCUGGAGAAAUAUAAAAGCAAGCGGGUUGAGCUCAUAGAGUACCAGAACAAUAUCAAAGAAGACCCGUGCGCAGCAGAGGCCGUUGAAUGCUGGAAAAAAUACUACGAGAUCGUAAUGCUCUGUGGAUUACUGAAGAUGUGGGAAGAUUUACGCCUUCGAGUUCAUGGACCAUUCUUUCCAAGGAUUCUGAGACGUAGGAAAGGAAAAAGAGACUUUGGAAAGACUAUAACACAUAUUGUAGCAAAAGUGAUGACGACUGAAAUGGUGAAGGACUUGUCUUCAGACACACUUCUCCAGCAGCAUGAUGAUUUGGACAUGGCUUUGGAUAGUUGCUAUAGUGGAGACACAGUCAUGAUCUUUCCAGGAGAAUACCAAGCAGCGAAUUUGGCUUCACUGACUGAUGACAUCAUUAUAAAGGGAGUUGGCAAGAAAGAAGAAAUUAUGAUUAUUUCGGAACCUUCUCGUGACAGUUUUGUGGUGUCGAAAGCUGAGAACGUGAAACUGAUUCAGUUGUCUUUGAUACAACAAGGGACAGUGGAUGGUAUUGUGGUGGUGGAGUCUGGUCACUUGACUCUAGAAAAUUGCAUAUUGAAGUGUGAAGGAACAGGAGUGUGUGUUCUUACUGGGGCUGCUUUGACGAUCACAGACAGUGAAAUCACCGGUGCCCAGGGUGCUGGUGUGGAGCUGUACCCUGGGAGUGUAGCCAUUCUGGAGAGGAACGAGAUUCACCACUGUAAUACCCUCAGAACGUGUGACAGUUCAAAAAGCACCUUAGGUGGAGUUAAUAUGCGGGUUCUUCCAGCACCCAGGCUGAAGAUGUCAAACAAUCACAUCUACAACAACAGCGGCUAUGGUGUGAGCAUCCUGCAGCCGUCCGAGCAGGUGUUGAUUGUAGCAGAAGAUGAGCUCAACAAAGCAGCUGCUUCAGGAGACAGGAAAGAUGACAACAUGCUCUCCAAUGUCAUGCACAACCUGAAUCUGGAAAUGAAUAAUAAUAAGAUAGAAGCAAACGUGAAGGGGGACAUUAGAAUAGUCACUAGUUAA
This is a messenger RNA of Jaculus jaculus (lesser Egyptian jerboa), 2082 nucleotides long. It is a transcript of the gene Shcbp1l, whose product is annotated as SHC binding and spindle associated 1 like. Bases 1 to 2082 code for a protein of 693 amino acids. Gene Ontology annotation, biological process: male meiosis cytokinesis; spermatogenesis. The record is from RefSeq and is a predicted model, not a curated record. Gene Ontology annotation, cellular component: meiotic spindle. NCBI's taxonomy places the organism in Eukaryota, Metazoa, Chordata, Mammalia, Rodentia, Dipodidae. The transcript is spliced from 10 exons.